Messenger RNA from Megalopta genalis, 6249 nucleotides. The record is from RefSeq and is a predicted model, not a curated record. NCBI's taxonomy places the organism in Eukaryota, Metazoa, Arthropoda, Insecta, Hymenoptera, Halictidae.
GAAGUUGAAGAGUUGAGUGUGGUAGACUAGCGUGAGCUGGAGUCUACUGAAGUUGACUGAAGCAGAUUGACUGCGAUUCAGAAGUUAGUUGAAAUGAACAGCGCGUGCCUGUUGAAACAGAGUCGUGGACUAGAGACCGAGCGAGAAUUGCUGAGUUUAACUGACACUGACUGACACGAAUGAGACUCAAAGACGAAUAGACAAGACAGAGAAGACCAAGAGAAGAAUCAGUUUCGAGUUUUUAUACCGUUUCGUGGACAGAAGACUAGAAACUGAUUGGCCAGUAACGCGAUGGAAGGGGAUGUAAAAGUGACGUAACACGCAGUGCCGCAGGUAGCAAAAAACCCCGGACGGCCGACCGAAGCGGUGCAUGCUGGCGAUGAGGCGUGCAUUACUCGAAAGUGCAGGAAUGACUUUAUUGCUGGAAGGAAGACGGCUCGAAAAAAUCAUAAACUUAGAAACUGCAACGAAGAAGGCUAUGGCUCUACGAAAUUGAAAGCCUAACGAAUGUGGCCUUUUGUCGAUUGCACAUCAUUCGUUGAAGGACUGGAAUUUGUCUCGCUGAGCCGAAGAUUCCCCGUAAAUAAAAUGUUUUUUUAGGGAUAAAAGAAAAUGUAAUUCGUCCCGGAGAAAGUUAGACGGACGCAGCACGAAAAUUCCGUUGACGGGAGUCGGCGAACACCGAUGACAACGGACAACGGACAAACGGACAACUGAUUUAAAUAAACUUAGUCGAUAUUUGAAAAUUGUCGAUAAAAUAGGAAACAUUAAUUAUCUACAUCUGCCACAACUCAGCAACAAUAGCGUCGCUUGUAGCAAAAUCUUGAUGCUGGAUUGUGCGGUCGAGAAUCCUACGGGGCGAAAAGUACAUGUCGAAUAUCAAGCUAAGUGUUUCAGAUGGCGUGCCAGGCAAACGAAUGCGCGAAUAGAGUAAGAUUGCAAGCAUGGUAAAGUGAGACACUACUUUGACUGUCGAUGUGACUUGUUUCGCUUGUUGUUGGGCUGAUGUCGUGCUCUCUUGUCCACUCGCCACUUUCUCGUUUUGUCUAAACAGUGAAACCAGCACUGUGUAUCUGUGAAGCAUCAAUCAGUCAGAGAAGAAGUAGUUUAUUAUCUGCUUCAUAAUUCUAGGCCGGUUGAUAUGAAAAUAUUUAUGAAAUAAUUAUGCAAACAAUUAUUAUUACAUUGAAUAAUUAUAUCAAUUACAUUUUUAAUUUAAUUUAUAAUUGACAUUCAACUGUAUAUUUUUUGUAUCGUAAACUGAUUUGAAAAAAGUGCGAUACAUUUGGUUGGCACUGAUAGGUGAGAGGACACAUAUAAUUACAUAUGGUUCCAUAUACACAAUAGAUAAGGUCUGUGACGACAUUUAACAUUAGUAAACCUUAGUUACAAUUACGAAUUAUUAAACAGAAAAUCAAAUGGAACUGGAAACAGUACUUCGAAAAUGUGUUGUAAUAAAUAAAUAAGAAAAAUUAACAGAAAAUGAGUUCGUGGAAGAUGAAUAUUUUCAAAAAAUUUAUGAACAAUGGAAAGGCGCCAAAGCUAAAGAUAAAGAUUUAACUUACAAAGUGAUCCCAAAAUUUUAUUUUAAGUUACCAAAGGAAGAUGAGAUUCUACCACAGAAACUACGAGAAGAGACAAGAGCACUAUUUUUGCAAAGACGUUCUCGACAAUUACUAGAUAAUAAUGAAUUAAAAGCCUUGUGGGUAUUAUUAGACAAACACCAUAGUCCCCCAUUAUCAGGUGAUGAACAACUAAUAAAUUAUGAAGAUUUUAAAAAAGUUGGUAAAUUAGCUGGUACAAAGUGUAGUCCUUAUUUUACUGCAGUUGUAUUUGCUAAAUUACAACAAGGUGAUCCUCACGGUAGAAUUAGCAUAAUGGCAUUAUUUAAUUAUGUUAUGAGAAAAGUAUGGUUACAUCAAACAAGAAUUGGUCUCUCUUUAUAUGAUGUUACUGGUCAAGGCUAUCUUAGAGAAUCUGAUCUAGAGAAUUACAUAUUAGAAUUGAUACCAACUCUACCUCAACUUGAAGGUUUAGAGAAAUCUUUUCAUUCAUUUUAUGUCUGCACAGCAGUGAGAAAAUUUUUAUUUUUCCUUGAUCCCCUCAGAACUGGUAGAGUUAGAAUACAAGAUAUUUUGGCAUGUAGUUUCCUCGAUGAUCUCCUUGAAUUGAGGGAUGAGGAUUUACCUAAAGACUUACAAGAAGCAAAUUGGUUUUCUGCUCCAUCCGCACUUAAGGUAUAUGGACAAUAUUUAAACCUUGAUAGAGAUCAUAAUGGUAUGCUCAAUAAAGAAGAACUUGCAGGAUAUGGCACAGGAACUUUAACUGGUGUAUUUCUCGAAAGAGUAUUUCAAGAAUGUUUAACAUAUGAGGGAGAAAUGGAUUACAAGACCUAUUUAGAUUUUGUUUUAGCAUUGGAAAAUCGACAUGAACCACAAAGUUUACAUUAUUUAUUUCGAAUAUUGGAUAUUAAUAAUCGUGGUUAUCUUGACACAUUUUGUCUUAAUUAUUUUUUCCGUGCUAUACAAGAACAAAUGACAAUGCACGGUCAGGAACCUGUAAGUUUUGAGGAUGUUAAAGAUGAAAUAUUUGAUAUGGUAAAACCAGCAGAUCCUUGUAAAAUUACAUUGCAGGACUUAUUAUCUUGUGGUCAAGGUGAUACAAUGGUCAGUAUUUUAAUAGAAUUUCAUGGAUUUUGGGCGUAUGAAAAUCGUGAAGCUAUGGCUGCUGACACUGGUGAUGAAUCAUCUCAUGUUUGAAAAAAAACAGCCCGGAAAUAAGGACAAGUAAAUAAAGAAAAUAAGAAUAUUGGACUGUGCAAUGUGAAAUCAAAGUUACAAAAGCUUGGCAAGCUAUAUUCUGAUGACAGCACUCGGGAAUUAAGUUCACCUAUCCACAGGACAGAAGAAAGAUUCAAUGCAGAAGAAAAGACUACAGAGAAAAAGCCAUCCAAAAAAGGAGCUAGACUUGAUAGACUAGCAGCUCUUGCUUCAACCAUUAAUAAUUGGGAAGAUGAUUUGUCUCAUCCAACUUUGACAAAAUCAACAGGCACCAAUGCAGAUAGAAUACAUGCAAAAUUUAAUGAACAAGUUAAAAGCAUAUCAGAACCACAACCAAGCACAAGUGGAUACAAAUCAGGAGGUAGAAACAGUAAAGGCUGUAGUCCUAAAAAGGAUGAAGCAUCUUCAACAAAACAAUUGAAAUGGGAUAAAACUGUAUUACAAACAUUGGGAAAAGAUGCAGGUUCUCCAAGUUCAUCUACACAGUCUAAACAAUAUACACAACUUAAAGAAGAUGCUACACAUCAUGAAGAAAAAAGUUAUAAAAAAGCGCAAGAAAAUGUACUUAAAAAUGCUAAUACUCCAGAGAAAACGCCGAAAAAUGCAAUAUCCAGCACAAGUAAUAAUUCUCGACCUUCACCGAGAUUCGGCUUUAAUAAUUCUCCCAAAAGUCCAGCUCAAUCUAGCCCAGGCUCUGUGCUGAGUAAAGCUUCUCUAUUUGAAUCUAAAAAUAUAGAAGGGAAAGCAAAAGAUCCAGCUCAGAUGACGCUUUCUGAGAGAAUGGCGCUUUUUGAAAAAAAUAAAGGAGAAGCGCCUUUACUGCCGAAAGCACCUCUUACUAUGUCCGUACCACCAAAGAAACUGCAAGAGAAAGAGAAAGCUAGAUCAGCGUCGAGAGUUUCGGCUAAUGGAGCAAAAACUAAGACUGACUUCACUAAUAAUUCUGUCAAUGUCCAACGAGAAAAGUUUGAACAAGGUUUAAACACUCAGGAGUUAGAAAAUAAUAUUAUGCGUAAUACUUAUCUGGAGAGACAGCGCGAAUUAGAUAUGUUACGUACACGUUUUAAUAGAAAUAAAGAAAUGGCUCAAGCUGCUGCUGGUUCUUAUAUUAGAACAAGCGAAAGCAGUGAAGGAAAAUCGAAUUCUCCUAAAAACUCUCCAGUGUGUCCUGUCAAACCAACACCUGCACCUGAAUUUAGUGUUCCACCGCCGCCACCACCUCCUCCGCAAGUACAGAUUUCUACUUCAAGAUCUUCUCCAAAUCAAAGCAAAAAAAAUUCACCAGUUAAAAGACAAGUAGUAGGUAGUUCGCCAAAAGCACAAGUAAAAACAGUGUCCGAUGUUAAGCGUAUUCGUGUCGCACCGCCUAAACCUGGACAUAUUUAUCCUAAUCUCUCUGAUAUUGAAAAUACAACUGAGACAGAAACAGAUGCAGAGUAUACAGUAAAUAGUACCGAAGCAGAAACUGCUACUCUAGAUGAAAAAACAGACACUGAUACAGCAACAGAAGCUGAAUACUAUGUACAAGAGAACGAAACCGAAGUCGACAGUCAAGAGGAAUGUGAGGAAUUAAGUACCAGUCUUGGCAGAAGUAUUUUACGAGCGGUAAAUGAACAAGCAUUUUUAAAUAAGAAGAGAUCAAUCGAUCCAGAUCCAGAUAGUACAACUUCCGAUAUUUCGGUAUUGGAUGAAAUGGAUGAAUAUUUAGAUGAAUGUCUUGCACUACAGGAAACACACGGUACAAAUGGUAAUACAGAAGAAGGACCAACUCCACCCAAGCUAAACAAAGGUGGUAAAAGUCCAUCGAAUGUAUCAUCGAGUUUCAAACAUAGUCAAGGAUCGUUGUAUCGAUCACCUAUAAAAACGAUUUCACCCAAAUCUCCAAAACAAGGUGAAACUUAUGUGAUAGACGGUGACAACUGUGUACCAUUAAUGCACAGUGUCAGUUUUUAUCGACGCCAACAAUCGCAAACACCUAAAACACCAGUGCGUAUAAUAUCGAGAACACAAGAAUCUCCAGAUACUUUUCCCAAUGUAACGCAAAUUAAUGCUAAGAGUGAAACUAUAUUAGUACAAGAAAAAGUAAAAAACUUGCUAGAUGAAGUGUGCAAGCAACAAACAAUCAUUGGUCAAGCUAGUCAAGCAUUAAACUUAUGUACUUCUACCGUAGAAUUCAAUGGUUCUAGAGAACAAGUAGAAGGAGAAAGGCUAUUGCUCGUUGCCACUCACAGACGGCAAGCUGCUUUAAAUGAAGUUCAACGAUUAAAAAUAGAAGGUACAUUGAAGCCUGUCACUCCUGGAUCACCAGAAGUGCAAGAAAGUGGUUCUUUAACAGUAUCUGCUAUCACUUUACCUCUUAAGCGAGAGUACUUCCGCAAUAAUGGCACAAAUACAUGUCUUCAUUUUGUGUGUUUAAUUCGACAUUUGGAGGAAAUUGUAGUUACUCCAGUGGUUGUUGCAGAACCUGGUGACUCGUGCCUUCGAUUUCCAUCGACACUUAAGUUACACGAUUUAUAUAAUGAUUUCAAAAUUACUGUCGAGAUAUAUUCACUCCAGACACAGCCUGAAAUUUUGCCACAUGAAAUUAAAUAUCACAUUAAUGGUGGUAAUGGAUGCAAUAGCAGUAACAACAACUGCAAUAAAAAGCUAGCAAAUAGAACUCCUAAAAAGUUUUUAAAACAAGAAAGCCGAUUAAUAAUGCCGAACGUUCAAAGCCCGGCUGGCCCAUCUGCUGUUAGAUCUCCCGCAUUCCAAUUGUCGGGAUACGUUAUUUUUAGCCUAAAAGAAGUGCAUCGACAACAAUUUACAUUAAAUAAGGUACCGCCUCAGUCACCAUUAGAAGGACGGCUACAGAUGCAUGUUUCUUGCGAGCUUUCAGUAUCGGUCGAACACAGAGGAUUUCUGACUAUGUUCGAAGACAUUUCUGGUUUUGGAGCUUGGCAUCGUAGAUGGUGUUUGCUCAAAGGAUCAACAUUAUCAUAUUGGAAAUAUCCUGAUGAUGAAAGGAAGAAAACUCCCAUUGGAAGUUUAGAUUUGCAAAGUGUUUCUACAACUCAUGUUGGAUUAGUUUCUCGAGAUAUAUGUGCGCGUCCUAAUACAUUCUUACUUGAAACAACCAGAAACGCAGAACCUGGUGACACUGAAAGCUUGAUUAUGAUCAGAAAUGUAAAUACAACAGUAAUUAGGCAUCUAUUAUCUGCGGACACGAAGGAAGACAGAUUAGAAUGGUGUUCGAAACUUAACAAAACAUUGAAUUUGAUACAUGCUUGGGGUGGAGUGUCGACAUUGUCGUAACCUAAUUUACAUUUAUAAACGUCAAAUGUAGCGUAGUCCAAUACGCUUAAUAGUCGGUACUGCAUUUACAGAUUUGCUACACGCAAUGUAGGGUUGCGUAUGCUAAAUAAUGUAACCGAUUUUUAAUUUACUACGACUUAUUUGAUACGAAAAUAUAGAUGUAUUAAGUGUCGUA